Durio zibethinus is the source of this 1499-nucleotide messenger RNA. RefSeq lists its product as uncharacterized. NCBI's taxonomy places the organism in Eukaryota, Viridiplantae, Streptophyta, Magnoliopsida, Malvales, Malvaceae. The record is from RefSeq and is a predicted model, not a curated record.
UAUAAAACAAUAAAUAAUUAAUUAAAUCGACUAAAUUCUCGUUGCCUCGUGUGGUCGGGCACGCAACCCAAACCAAAACGGACCUCAAAAUCCAGCAUGUAGCGGACACGGCGGCUAUAUGCCCCUCCUCCGCCCUUCUUUCUUUCCUCUUUUCGCAGCCAAAAACAAACGUUCUUUUCUUUUUUACCCCCAAAAAAUUAGAAAAAGAAAAAAAAAAACCAUGUUUUUCUUCACCAAUAAUUCUAAAAAUAAAAUAAAAUUCAAUUUCCUUUCUUCCUUCGAUUUCCGAUUUCCGAUUUCUUAAAGGGUGAGAAUUUAAAAAUUUUUUAAUUUAAUCUGAUUUGAUUUGUCUAGGGUUUGAAUUCGAGGGGCUUAGGUGGAAAUUUGAGAUUGUUUUAGGGUUGGUGAUAUUGAGAUAGAGGUAUCGGGUUCGAGCAACGAAUCAUUGGCGAUGGAAGUGGUGGAGAUGAAGGGAAAAGUUGUGGAAGAGAAAGAUCAGGUUCGGGUCAAGAGGAAGACUUUGCAAGCUGUGCUGGAACAGUGCCAGAGGGCUCUCGAAUUGCUUAGUAACAGCGAAGGUGGAAUCGACGACGACGAUGAUGACGAUGAAGAUGACGAUGAUAAAGAUGAUGUGGAUCAUCAAGGGGAAGUCAGGGGCGUCGGUCUUCGAAGAGAUCAAGAAGCCGACGAGUUGUGUGAUCUUCUAAAAUCUAGAGUUCAAUGCUCUGACUUCCUUGAGAAGCUAGAGUGUGCUCACGUGCCAGUUCCAGAAGACAUUGCUGAAGACGGCAGUUCAUGGGACAUGGUCAAUGCAAAUGAUCUCUGGGAAGAUGAAGAUGCUGAUUUGGAUCAAGAAGAUUAUGUUCUUGUCAGGCAGGAGGAUAUAGUAGAAGGCAUUGCAUGUUUUAUGGCUGCGUAUUUGCUGUCCCUUAAACAGACUAAGGAUCUGACCCCCAAUCAGCUUCAGGAAGCACUGAGCAAGACCUUCUCUGCAAAAAAGAAAAAGGGAAAGCUUCGAAAAGCAUGGGAUGGAAGCAAAGUCAUUUAUAAUGUGGCAUCUUGGGGGGCAACUGCAAUUGGGAUAUACCAAAACCCUUUACUUCUCAGAGCCGCCUCGAAAGCCUUCUGGACUUCUUGUCAUGUAAUAUCAAAGCUUCUCUGAUUUCCUAGCACUGUUUGGAGGAACAAAGUGUAAUAUUGGAAUUCACUGUUGUAUCUAUGCUUUCUUGCUGUCGAAUGCAGAAUGCAGCUCGGUGAUUCGCUGGUUGUGUAACACGAACACCAUUCUUUUUCGUGCUACAGGUCCAUCAUUGAUCUAUCAUUAUUCUAAAUUUAAUCUGUGUAAAUAUAUUUCACCUGGAAGAAGCACUUCUGAUUGCAAUUCAAAUUCGUUGGCAUUGUGUGAUGGCUGCUCGCUCAGCCUUUUUAAUCUCCUGACUUCUGCAGUUUGUGACCAGCAUAUGCAAAUUUUAGGCAUUGACGAAUUCUGUUCCUAUUGU